Molecule: messenger RNA, 1393 nt
Organism: Drosophila innubila
Lineage: Eukaryota; Metazoa; Arthropoda; Insecta; Diptera; Drosophilidae
Gene: Faa
Product: fumarylacetoacetase
Exons: 5
Coding region: 92-1345 (417 amino acids)
Biological process (GO): L-phenylalanine catabolic process; L-tyrosine catabolic process; homogentisate catabolic process
Molecular function (GO): fumarylacetoacetase activity
Source: RefSeq, a predicted model, not a curated record
UGUCUUUUUAAUCAGUUUAAUCUACGUACAACUGCCGAAAAGUUGUAAAUUCUUUAGUAAUUUAUCUGAAAAAAGUGUAAACUUGGAUAAAAUGUCAGUUAGCUUUGUGCCAGUACCAGCGGGCAGCGAUUUUCCUCUGGAAAAUCUACCAUAUGCUGUCUUCUCAACCAAAACAAAUCCCACUCAUCGUCUGUGCGUUGCCAUUGGUGAGCAUGUGUUGGAUUUGAAAGCAGUGUCGCAUCUCUUUGCACCCACACUGCAGGCUGCACUGCAAGCAGAAACUUUAAACUUGCUGAUGAGCUUGGGUCACGAAGCUUGGGAUGAAGUCAGGACACAAACCCAAAAGCUGCUACUUAAGGGAUCCGAAGUGGAACAGAAUGUGGACUUGAGAAACAUUGCUUUGGUUCCUCAAUCGGAGAUUUCUCUGCAUCUGCCGGCUCAAAUUGGUGACUACACGGACUUUUACUCGUCCAUUCAUCAUGCCACUAAUGUGGGCAUUAUGUUCCGUGGUGCCGACAAUGCUCUGAUGCCCAAUUGGCGUCAUUUGCCAGUGGGUUAUCAUGGGCGGGCCAGCUCCGUGGUUGUCUCCGGUACGCCCAUCCGCCGUCCCUUGGGACAGACGCUGCCCGAGGGCGCCGAGAAACCAAUCUUUGGUGCUUGUAAGCUCUUGGACUUUGAGCUGGAAAUGGCCUUCUUCAUUGGCGGCCCUGGCAAUCAACUGGGUGAGCCCAUCAAGGUGAACGAUGCCUGGAAGAAUGUCUUUGGCUUUUCGCUAAUGAACGACUGGAGCGCCCGUGAUAUACAGAAAUGGGAGUACGUGCCCUUGGGUCCAUUUACGGCCAAGAAUAUGGGCACUACCAUAUCACCCUGGGUGGUAACAACGGCCGCAUUGAAACCAUUUUUGCUGGACAAUUUCCCACAGGAACCGGAAGUGCUGCCUUAUCUAAAACAGACUUUGCCCUUCAACUUUGAUAUUAAUCUGGAAGUGUCCUUGAAGCCUGCCAAUGAUAACGAGACUCUUAUCAGCAAGUCCAACUUCAAGCAUUUGUACUGGACUCCACUGCAGCAGAUUGCUCAUCACACGGUCACUGGAUGCAAUUUGCGUCCUGGCGAUUUGAUGGCUUCGGGCACAAUUAGCGGAGAGACUCCCGAUUCAUAUGGAUCGCUCCUGGAACUUUGCUGGCGUGGCACCAAGACCGUGGAGCUGCAGGGCGGCAAAACGCGUAAAUUCCUGCAGGACUAUGAUGAGGUCAUCAUUCGUGGACACUGCGAAAAGAAUGGACUGCGAAUUGGCUUCGGCACCUGUGCUGGUCAAGUGCUGCCGGCUCACCCUGUGGAUCAAUAGAAAUGUAAUUUACUUACCCAAAACAAAUGAAUAAAUGCUCCCUAACUG